AUGGAACUUGUCGAGAAUUACUCGAAGAGACGCCUCACAUAUGAAGCGGACAAAUUGCCUGCGUUAUCUGGCGUGGCCCGCGAAAUGCAGACGAUGAUGCAAGACGAGUACCUUGCCGGGCUCUGGCGCAAAGAUAUCGUGGAAGGGCUUUGCUGGUCAUCUUCACCCGAAACCCCAGCAUCUCCGUCUCGCUAUCGCGCGCCGUCUUGGUCUUGGGCGAGCCUAGACACUGAAAUAGAGUAUUAUUUUGGCGGCGACGUUGACGGAAGUUAUCUGGUCGACUUCAAAGACGCUGCCGUGGCCUUGGCCGAUACCAAUCCUUUUGGAGAGGUACGCGACGGAUGGCUCCUCCUGUCUGGACAUCUCAAAGCCGUGAGGCUCGUAGAGGGCGACCCGAAAUGCGAAGGGUCACCACCCCUACUGGAAGUUUCAGAUGGCAGCAUCGAGAAACUCUGCGACGUCACUUACGCCGAAUUAGUCGUCGAUAUAUCCUCAUUGGAUGGUGAAAAAGUCCAGGCUCACUGCUUGCCCAUUUUACACACAAUGCUAUGCCAUGGUGUAAUAUGCCUGCUUCUGGCGCCGGAGGGUACUGUCGCUCUACCCCAAAGCAGCAAGCUGUUGCCUAGUCCGGAGCCAAAUCACACGGUCGAGUACCAGAGGAUCGGUCUGGCAAGAUUUCGUGGCGUGCACGACAAAGACAAGUUCUUAUCCUGGCUCUCAGCGAGUCCGAAGCAGAGCAUCUCCAUUAGAUGA
Diplodia corticola is the source of this 753-nucleotide messenger RNA. Its product is annotated as heterokaryon incompatibility protein. Lineage: Eukaryota; Fungi; Ascomycota; Dothideomycetes; Botryosphaeriales; Botryosphaeriaceae. The record is from RefSeq and is a predicted model, not a curated record. The transcript has a single exon. The coding region runs from base 1 to 753 and encodes 250 amino acids.